Molecule: messenger RNA, 1814 nt
Organism: Dicentrarchus labrax (European seabass)
Lineage: Eukaryota; Metazoa; Chordata; Actinopteri; Moronidae
Product: lebercilin-like protein
Exons: 9
Coding region: 1-1638 (545 amino acids)
Biological process (GO): intraciliary transport
Cellular component (GO): axoneme
Source: RefSeq, a predicted model, not a curated record
AUGGACAGAAAUAGCCCUGACCAGCACUAUAGGCUUGGAGAAGAAGUGAUGUGUGUGAGGCAGCAGAGCCUGAUGCAGCAGACCUUUGCUCAUAAGAAGGAGGGUGACGGCGAUGCUGUGAGCUGCAGCACUGACACCUCCAGGUGGUCGACUACCCCCAGACCGCGCAGUGGCCCAAAUACCUCACACUGCUCUUCUGACUAUGAAGACCAAGCUGACCCGCUUACAGACAAGACCCCAGAGGCCAAGUCAUCAGUCAAGAGUCAAGGAUCAAAGCCAUCCAGAAGCAAAAAGGGUAAAAAAGGCCCCCACAGGCAGAAGACAAACUACGCUGCAGGACGCCAAGUAGUGAAGUUGCCUCCAAUCAAACCCCUGCAGGUUUCAAGGCCAAGGAUCAAGUCUGCCAACUUGAGCUGCAUCAGGGAGCUGCAGAGCCAGGUGGGGGACCUGCAGCAGCAGCUGAGCGAGGCCAGGACUGAGAACAAGCUGCUGAAGAGGGUCCAGCAUCGCCACACGGUGGCACUGCAGCACUUUCAAGACUCAGAGGGCAGCCUCUCUCAGAUCCUCACCAAGCAUAACAAUGAGGCCCGAGUCCUGCAGGAGUUGCUCCGUGAGACCCGCGCCUGCCGUGACAGUCUGGCAAGGCAGCUCCAAGCCACGGAAAACAAGUUACUGAGUACCAAGGCCAGUCUCCAGCACCUACAGCUUCUCAGCCAGGAUUACAGCCUGCUGGAGAGGGAGGAGCUCACCCUCAGGCUGACCAGGGCCACUGCAGAGCUAGAGGACAAGGACAAGAGGAUACUGGACUUGGAGAGAAAUCUUGAGUUGUGCCAAGUCUCAUUCAGUCGCCAAAUAGUGACUGAAAAAAGAAAGUUCAAUGAGGCGAUAAAGCUAUCCAGCUAUCUGCAAGAGCAAAUAUAUCAGCUUAACAGGUGCCUUCGAGAUAGAGAGAAAGAACUGGAAAUACACAAUAUUUACUCCCACAGAUUCCUAAAAGGAUUUACCAAAAAAGGCAGACAAAGCAAGACGGUUCAAACCGAUGGAUUAAUCCUCCUCCCCGAUGAGGCUGUGAGUCUUUUGGAGUUGGAAUAUACUGAGAGUGAAGAGAGGCUGGAGGAGCACGAGAGCUCUGUGAACUUGACGUGUUUGGAAAUAGAAAAUCCAGAGACAGAUGUUUUGGUAAAUGUGACAUUAGAAGAGAAUCACCAAGAGGAUACUGAGACAUGUGCAGACACCAGUGAGCAGAACAGCCUUUCAGAAGAGAGCUUAGAAGAUCAAACUGAGGGAGACUGUGCUGAAGAUAAUAAGGCAACAGAGGCCCCACAGGUGUCAGAGGAAGAGCAGGAAACAGAGGAACAUGAAAGCGAGGUGUCCUACAUUUUAGAAAAGUCUCUGAAUGCCACUGAACCUAAGAGAAAAGGACACAGGCUCUCGAAAAUCAUACGUAACUACACCUUCUCACAAUCUACUGAGAACCUGCACAGUGGAAGACCUGCCUACAGCACUGUGGACUUGACUCCCUGUGAAAGCACCCAGAGCACGAUGAGGGUGGAGAGCCUCCACAGUGGGAUUAAGGAACUUCAUCUACCAGCUGGGAAAUCCAGAAGAGGCAGAGAGGACAGUCCUCAGUGUGAGUGAAGGGAGAAAGAGUAGGCUGCAGAGGAGCCCUUCCAUCCAAGUACAGAACAAACAUGGCCGAGGGCAAAAAUGUCUAUACAUCUAUAUUUUAUAGCUGCCAUAGACAGGAAAACUGGAUGAGGAAAUUUUAACUGUACUUGAGUAUCUCUCUGAAUAAAUGAUUUUUCGACCCAAGA